Molecule: messenger RNA, 8262 nt
Organism: Venturia canescens
Lineage: Eukaryota; Metazoa; Arthropoda; Insecta; Hymenoptera; Ichneumonidae
Product: diacylglycerol kinase eta
Exons: 25
Coding region: 786-5957 (1723 amino acids)
Biological process (GO): diacylglycerol metabolic process; intracellular signal transduction; lipid phosphorylation
Molecular function (GO): ATP-dependent diacylglycerol kinase activity; protein binding
Source: RefSeq, a predicted model, not a curated record
GAUAUGUACCGUGGAUGGAAGUCCAUGGUUACGUCUGUGGAGUGUGUCCACAGAAUCCAUCACCCAGUUUCUCACACGAGCCAUUACAAUUCUUUAUUUUGCAAUUUAUCAUCAAACACGAAUAAUCAAAAAAAUAACAUUUCGAUCAAGCUCAAAGUCUAGAUGUUCCAAUUGUCGCGUCACGGAGGCGAAUAGCUUGCGUAAACUCAUCUGUAUAUGUAAACGGGAAAUAAUUGAUAAACCAUCGAAAACCUUUGGAACGUGAAUAAGUGCAAUUUGAAGAAUGAAAUAAUCAUUCGGAGGUCGAUGAUUUUUGGAGUUCGAAGCCGUGAGAAAUGAAAUUUGUGCCUGGUGAUCGAACAACCACUGGUCAAGAUUCCGCCUCCUUGUCACGCUCAACCUCAAGGUCAGAAGAAAAGUGACGCGUCAGGAUUACAAUUCUUUUUUGUCCUUCGAACAAUGCAAUCGACACAACGAUCAACCAAAAGUUUAAUCUCGACCCGAAAUGAGACUGAAAAUCCGGACGAUUGAACGAACAGGAAAAUCAAAAAAUCUUGAGUAGCAAUAGAAUUAAAAAAAAUGAGACUGCAAAUCAAAAUAAAAGUUUGACAUUGGGAGGAGGAAAAAAAAUGAAGACUGUCAAAUUGAAAGUUUGGAUAAAGAAGGAGAAAAGACCGGGAUUGGGAAUAGUGCCAAUUGUUAAGAGAUAGCAUCAAGGGGUUGUUCGAAUAAUAAAAAAACAACCCCGCGCGAGGGGGAGGGCCUUAGGGGAUAAAAAAUAAAAAAUGGAAUCCUCGAACGUGCCGAAGACAUCAAAUUGGCCGGCAGUCGAGAGCGAUAUUCACGGUUACGUGGGGGAAAAUAAUACGGCAAAGGGCAAAAGGCUCGGCGAGGUGGAAACAACGAUGAGAACGACGACGACGACGACGACGAGCGAGGUGGGAAACAACAAGGACGAACAAGCUGAAAGUUCAGGCAGCGAAGCGGAAACAGAACCGGCGAGAAGCUUUCAUCGCAAGCUCAGCACCAACAGAGCUAUAAAAAAUGCGAUAUGUUGGACAAAGGAAGGAUUUCUAAUGAAGCAAACAUGGUCGUUUCAACGAUGGCGAAGAAGAUAUUUCAAGUUACGAGACAGAACGUUGUACUACGCGAAAGAUACGAAGGACACGAUCUUCGAUGAAAUCGAGCUGACGGAUCUCACACUCGCAGAAUGCAGCACUAAAAACGCCAAUCACAGCUUCCAAGUGAUAACGCCAUUCAGAUCGCUAGUCCUCUGUGGUGAAAGUAGACAAGACAUGGAGGAGUGGCUGGGCGCUUUGAGAACAGCUGGCGAAGGUCGUCCUCAAGGUGAUGCCGGAACUGCCGAAUUAUUGGGUGGCAAUCAUCACUGGUAUGCCACGAGCCAUGCUCGGCCAACUUAUUGCAAUGUUUGUCGAGAUGCGCUCUAUGGUGUAACUUCGCACGGUCUGAGCUGUGAAGUUUGUAAAUACAAGGUGCACAAAAGAUGUAGCACCAAAGCAAUAAACAAUUGUAAGUGGACCACAUUAGCGUCGAUCGGUAAAGAUAUCAUCGAGGACCAAGAUGGGAACAUACAAAUGCCGCAUCAAUGGAUGGAAGGCAAUUUGCCAGUGUCCUCGAAGUGUUUUGUUUGUGAUAAGACGUGUGGUUCUGUGCUCAGGCUUCAGGAUUGGCGGUGUCUGUGGUGCAGGACAACAGUGCACACGGCAUGUAGGCCAGCUAUAAGCGUUACAUGUCCAUUAGGACCGUCGAAACUCAGCGUCGUACCUCCCACGGCGUUACACAGUAUAGGUAGCGACGAAGCUUGGGAGGCAGUUCGACCCAACGGUUGCAGUCCACUUUUAGUUUUCGUAAACAGCAAAUCAGGUGACAAUCAAGGCAUCAAGUUCCUGAGGAGAUUCAAACAAUUAUUGAAUCCUGCACAAGUAUUUGAUCUCAUCAAUGGUGGCCCUGGACCAGGGCUAAGAUUGUUUCGGCAUUUCGACCCCUUCCGGAUUCUCGUAUGCAGCGGAGAUGGCUCCGUUGGUUGGGUACUCUCCGAGAUCGAUCGGUUAGGAAUGCACAAGCAAUGCCAGGUCGGUGUGUUGCCGCUGGGAACCGGAAACGAUUUGGCACGUGUAUUGGGAUGGGGAGCUUCGUGCGAUGACGAUACGCACUUGCCCCAAUUGUUGGAGAAAUAUGAGAAAGCUGGUACAAAAAUGCUCGAUCGCUGGAGCAUCAUGACGUUUCAACGUAGCAUAUCGUUGCAGUGUCGUAAAAUGAGCCUCAAUCAGACUGAAUUGUCGUUGAACGUGUCGAUGGUACAUCAAUACGAGGACAAUGCUACUUCCCAUAUUGCCAAUAUUCUUCAAUCGGACCAAGACCCCAUCAUUAUAUCUAGUGCCAAAGUUUUGUGCGAAACCGUGAAAGAUUUUGCGACGCGUGUUCUCGAAGCGAGUAUGAAUGUGGGCGAUGAGCAGCUGGGUGAAAAAUGUGUGGUCCUCCAACAAAAAUUGGAUCUUUUGUUGCAAACGUUGAACAACGAGGAAAAUUGUUUUUCCGAUAAUACUACGGAGGACGCUGAGCUCGGUACCACACUGAAAGACAACGACGCUUCGCCAGGCUUUCUGACGGGACAAGAAAAAGGAGUUCUGGAAAAACCAGAGAAGGAUAUUACGAAUUUGAAACGUGUGAGAAAGAGAAAGGACAGAAAGGAGAAAGAAGCCAUGCUCGCAAGGGCCAACAGUUUGAAAAGAGCAAUCAGGCAACUGGUUGAGCAUACCGAACUCGUAAUUGACGAUCACAACAAUCCUGGAAAAGGUUUCAAAAAGGCCCCAAAUAUUACAGUCACUGAUGAUACAUCAAAUACGUUGACUCGUAAAGAUAAGAAGGAAAAGCUUGAAUUGCUUGGAUUGACAUUAGAGCAAUCGGAAAACCUGUGCCCAAUGCCGACAAUCCUGUCGGCAAAUAGUAUGGAAAUAUCACCUUGCCCGAGUCCAACACCAAAUUUGGCAUCUCUGAGUCCGAUGCCCGAUUUAAGGCGGGAUUCUCAAGCCGAAGAAAUGUUGACUCUGCCAGCACCCGAUGGAUUCGCCGAUAGUCGACGAAAUAGUUCUAAUUUGCCAUCCGAUGGUUUGGCUGAUAGUAGACGAAAUAGUUCCAAUGUUCCUCCAGAUUCUACAUUCAAUUUCAUGCGACCUUCGGCACUGAUAAAAGCGAGCGAACGUGAGGAAAUAGCGAAUUUCGAGCAUCGACAGAAUUCAGAACCGACACAACUGGAAACACCGACGGACGUGCAAAUCACUGUGACAAGUACGACUCUGGAUACGAGCUCGCGUUCGGAUGAUACGACGAUCCAGGACGCUCUAAUUUCCCCGGAUUCUGACUCUAGCGCCAAUAUCUCAACCGGUUGUAUUCACCGACCAGAAGUCAACAACAGUGGGCCACAUACUUACGUUUCUCGCAGCAGUUGUAGCAACAGCAUAGUCAGCUCCGAUAGCCUUGUCUCCGAUACACUCGACUCCAAAAGUUGUACAGUCAAGAACAGCGAAAGUGAAAUUGGACACAUAGACAGUGAUAUAUUGGAUUCGACGAAGCGUUCGGAGAUGUCGGAAAUGGGACACAUUGAUUCGCCAGAGAACUCCGAGAUGUGCGCCAGUGAGAUACAAACUUCGGAAAGUAUGAUCGACGAUUUGAGCUCCCUGGGACAAGACUUGAUAAGCACUAUGCUCGGUGAGAAAUACGACUCGGUCAGGGAAUGUAUCGAGUAUGAGCAUAAUACGGGAGAAAGGGCGAGAAAAUAUUGUAGCUUGGCACAAUUUGUUGAAGGGAACGAUAUAGCAAGGCGUUCGUUCAAAAGACCCUCGCGUUACACGAGCAUUCUCUCCAAAGAGAAUUCCAAGACAAAAGCAACAGGAACCAUAGGAGAAGGAGGAGAAACUGCGUUGGGGUUGGACGACGGAGAUGCGAUAUUGCGAGAGAAUUCAAUGGAAAACGAGCGAACGAGCGAUCUUCUCAAUCCGGUGUGUUGUUUCAACGUGACCUCGGACGAAUCAGGAACGAAUGAAAACGAUGGAGCGAAUUUUCCACCGGCCAUAAGCGUGAUCGUUGAUCCACCCAGUCCAUCGAUGUCAAUAGAGAGCCGAAAUGAUCUUUCGCCGGGCUGCAUCGACGUUCCAGAAUCGAAUUUACGGCGAUACAGUGGCGGUAGCAUGGAAAAAUUGAGCGUAGAAUUGCCGGAAACAGGCUUUUCACCCCAAGCGACACGUCGUAUAAGCAGCGGAAGUUUGCUGAAAGCAUCCGAAGUCGUUUCCCUCGCCGCUUCCACCGCGAGACUCGGUGGCUCCAAUAUGAGCUUACGCCACGAUCGAGCAAAAUCUGUCGAUAAAUCUGAGGAUGUUAAAAAAUUGCCCAUCAUUAAUCCACUCGUGCAGUUACCAAUGUGGCCGAACGUGAGUGGUGGUGCGGGCCUCAUUAGUCAAGCUCUUCUCGCGAAUGCUGACGCUCUCUGUGCGGCUGUCUCGCCUCUCAUGGAUCCUGACGAAACUUUGAUGGAAGGUUACUUCGAACGAUGUGUGAUGAAUAAUUAUUUUGGUAUUGGUAUCGAUGCCAAAAUAAGUCUCGAUUUUCAUCACAAACGCGAGGAACAUCCAGAAAAGUGUCGAUCUCGAGCGAAAAAUUAUAUGUGGUAUGGAGUUUUGGGCUCGAAACAAUGGCUUCAAAAAACUUACAAAAACCUGGAACAGAGAGUUCAACUAGAGUGCGAUGGACAGAGAAUUCCAUUGCCUUCUCUGCAGGGCAUAGUUGUUCUCAAUAUUCCAAGCUUCAUGGGCGGAACGAAUUUCUGGGGAGGAACGAAGGAGGGCGAUUUAUUUUUGGCACCUUCUUUCGACGAUCGUAUUUUGGAAGUGGUUGCAGUAUUUGGUUCUGUACAAAUGGCUGCAUCGAGAUUAAUCAAUUUGCAACAUCAUCGUAUCGCCCAAUGUCAAACGGUUCAGAUAAAUAUUCUCGGUGAAGAGGGUGUUCCCAUACAAGUUGAUGGCGAAGCAUGGAUUCAACCCCCAGGAAUGAUAAGAAUUAUUCACAAAAAUCGUAUGCAAAUGCUAUAUCGAAAUCGAGCCCUGGAAACAUCACUCAGAGCCUGGGAAGAGAAGCAACGUAGCAGCAAUUCCACAGCAGUUUCGCAGUCGACCUCGACCUUAAGCAACGCGUCGCAAUCGUGUUCCCGAACGCAGUUGAAUAUUGACGGAAAACCGAUACAACUUUACGAGGAGGAACACAAUAUUCUUAUCGGUUUUAUCGAGGUCGUAACAACCCUCGUUAAAUGGGUCAAAUUACUCAUUAUUUCACAUCCAAGUCUCGAGCCCGAUCUCUAUCAAAUUGCUGAUCGAACUGCCGUUAGCCUUGAAAAAGUUCAUCCCGAAGGCAAAAUUAUAGAAGGACCGAAUUUGAGACCCGUCAUUACAGAUCUGGUGUCAAAUGCUCGACAGCUCUAUGAAGAAUCCUGUGAACUUCUUAGAGACAAAGCUCAAAAUUUGAGAUUACGAGAAGACUUGGAAAACAAAUUAUCACUGUCGUUGGCGGCGAUGGAACAAGAAUUGCGAAAGUGCGUUUUCGAUGAGAGAGGAACAGGAAUGGUUUAUUUGCAAAACGUUGCGUCGGACGAUCAGGGUGACAAAAAGAAUCGUCAUCGUGGUUUGUUCUGGUUGAAGUUUCGACGUUCUGGUGGCGGUACUGCCAAUCAACUGGCACGCGAACAAGUUACAAAUUGGUCGGUACAGGACGUUUGUGUUUGGCUCGAGAAUCUCCAACUUGGCGAGUACACGGAAAAAUUUGUUUCUCACGACAUUCGAGGACGUGAAUUGCUCACGUUGGCUCGACGCGAUCUCAAAGAACUCGGAAUCAUCAAGGUCGGUCAUGUCAAGAGAAUUCUUCAAGCUAUCAAUGACCUCAACAAUUAAUUUUUACUUUUUAUCCAUUCAUCCUUUCUAUUAGAUAAAUUAAUAAUUUAAUUUAUACUCCUUAAAAUACUCAAUCCUCCGUAAGAUGGGAAAAAAUUCUGAAAACACGAAUACCAAAAAUCAUCCAAAAUACAACGAUUUAUAUUACCUCAAUAGUUAGUUUCAAUCUUUUUCGUCAUUAUUUUCAAAGUACUUCCAUCAAAUUUUCAUUCAAAAAUAAUAUGUAUACUCGAAACUUCGAAAUACGACCAAAACCUGAAAAUCGAAUUCAAAGCUACGAAUACUGAACAAAACAUACAAACCGCGCGAACAAACGCGGAAAAAAUCUUAUUUUUUUUGUGUCAAAUCAAAAUGAUUAUGAUUUUUCUUAUCUUAAAGAACUUAGCGAAUAGAAAAUUAGUAAUUUCCUUACGCCUACGAUCUUGCCCUGGCAAAUCUCAAAAUAUCGAUUUGACGAUCCAGCUCCCGUUGUUUUGCUCUUCGUGGUUGAAAAUUCAAGCAUGCGAUUAUUUUUCUUUUAAAAUUGAUAUGCAAAUUCCAUUUUUUCAUCCUUUGCAUAUGUAGUACAACGCUUGGAACUGGUCACGAUUUACUCAAACAAUUAUUGAGAUAGCAAUAACAGUAUUAUAAUUCUGCGUUUUUCUUUUUGAAAUCGUAAAUAAAAAAUCGAAAAAACGCAGGUGAUUUUGUCCUAAUGUUAACGUGAACUAAUUUUUAGUCGUUUUUAUGCUCGUAACAAAUCGUGCGAGCAUUGUUUUUUAUUAUUAAUCAAUAUUAUCGUUAUUAUUGUUAUAAUUAGUAAAUUAUUAUUCGCGUAGGUGCUGUUUCGAAUAAAUCAAGCUAGAUGCAAUCGAAUGAGUGAUGAAUAUUUUCAAUAAUUUUUUCACUUGUCCAUUGGAAAUUUAACAAGGAAGAAUAAAUAUGAUGAAUUUGAAUGUGCCGUGGUAAAUUGGAGUUGCAAUAUUUACGUACUAAUAACUUCGAUUCAAAAAUUGCUUCAUCCGCGUUCCGUUUAUGAAAAUUCAUCACUCGUUCGAUUUUCGGAAGAAAUUAAACUUAUUUUCGAAAACUAAGUAAAAUACUUAUAGUAUUCGAUUAUCAAUAUCUUCCCGACUCGUAAAAUUAGGAAUUACGAUUAAUUCGAAGAAAAAGUAAACUCGUGGCGUAAUAAAUUGUAACGUGAUGAUUAUAGAAAAUAAGUUUCUAGAGAUCUCUUUCUUUUGUUAUUUCGAGACAUCAUUUUUUUCGUGUCUCGAAAUGAAUUUUAAAAAGAACUGUUUUAAAGGAUAUAUUCCGAAGGAACACACGUUAAGAGCAGAAAAAGUAGAGGAAAAAGGGAACUAAAAGUGUCUUCUCUCCGUCUAAUUUUCGUUGAUGCGAAGCAAAAAAGUAAAAAAAUGUUUCGCACAACUCAAAAAUAUGCCACUCGGACAGUAUUAUAAUUAAAUUUAACACUAUAUAUCACAUUUAUUAGAAGAAAAAUACUUUGAGACAAAAAAAGUCAACUUUUAAUCGGAGUUUGGGCCAAAAAAAGAGGAAUAUGAAUAGAAAAAAAAACAAGAAGUCCCCUAAUUUUGAAACGAAGACACUAACUUUAGAUGGUAUCUUAGAGGAAGAAAAGACCGAAAACCCUACAGAAAUGUCUUCUCGUCUGAAAUCGAUGAAUCAUCGAUAUUUUUUCUCAGCAAGACUUAAUACGUUUGAAAAGAAAGGGAAAAAUUAAAACAAAACCAAAAAAUACACGAAAAUACUAAAUAAUAAUUUACAUCUGACAAAUUCUGUGAUAAUCUUAUUAAUAUGUAAAAUUCUACACGAUAUAUGAGCGACGAAUGAAAAAAAAACAUGAUGGAAAAAAACUAAAAAAAAAAUGUUUUUUGAGCUGUCUCGUAAAUAAUUACCUUGUGAUAUAAGUACACAUCUUGUUAUAUCGCUAUGCUCGGCACACUUGUCAUUUUAGCCAUAUUAAAUUGUCAUGAGUUUUCAUGAUGAAAAACAAAAAAUUAACAAUACAAAGACUUUUUUCAAAAAACUAAAAUUGUGCACGAAAUUCAUAACGUUGAAAAAUUAUUUCAAAAAUCUCGAGAGUGCAAUCUAAUUACACUCGCGUGUCUGUUGUAUUCGAUUCUAUAUUUAAGUACUUGAAAUAUAGAAAAAAAAAAACAAUUGUUACAAAAAAAAAGAAAAAAAACAAAUGAUAAUAAUACAUAAUUACCACAACGUCAUUUAAUGUACUUUGAACUUUUCACUUUACGCAUACACAAUGUUAAUUCGUAAUAAAAACUUGCUUUUCAAAACCCCCUUAAAA